Messenger RNA from Rana temporaria (common frog), 1894 nucleotides. RefSeq names its product thymic stromal cotransporter homolog. The transcript is spliced from 4 exons. NCBI's taxonomy places the organism in Eukaryota, Metazoa, Chordata, Amphibia, Anura, Ranidae. Gene Ontology annotation, cellular component: membrane. Gene Ontology annotation, molecular function: transmembrane transporter activity. The record is from RefSeq and is a predicted model, not a curated record. Gene Ontology annotation, biological process: transmembrane transport. Bases 281 to 1639 code for a protein of 452 amino acids.
CUCUAUUUAAGUCAGCUAAUCACAAUAGUCUGGCAAAGGAGGAAGUUUUACAUAUCUGAAAACCAGUUUGGUUUGUCAGGACUAACCUAUAAACACAGCUCCUCCUUAAACAUUCAUCACUUUACUGCAGACAUAUUAACGUUUUCUUUAGACUAUGGAAAGUCUAGGCUAGUUGGUUUCGUGUUAAACUUGGCUACAAAAGAAGCUCUAACUUCUAGUGUUCAAUCAUCUGAAGAAGACCUCUUGUUUUAAAAAGGUAAACAAUUUCAAGUUGAUAAAAAUGAGGACAUGGAUUGAGCCAGUGGUAGCUGGAUCCCAGUUAGCUGGCUCCUUUUAUGAAACUGGUUUACUUUUGGUGGUAAAAAAUUACUACAACCAGACAAGCACACUAUCGAACAGUUCCAGCGAAGAUGUAUUACAGAAGUCCAUCUCUAAUUUCUACAUCAUAUACAACCUCAUCAUCAGACUGACCCCUCUGCCUUCUGCCUACAUUCUGGCAAAAAUAGGAGAUAAAGGGAAACGAAAGAUAACACUCGGUGUUCCACUUGUUGGGUUUUUUAUAUCCAGUUUAUGUCUUCUCUUUGUAACUCUCUGGGACUUGCCCAUACAAGUCAUGUUUGGCACAGCUGUUUUCAAUGGCUUGUGUGGUUGGUUCACAGCUUACUGGUCAUCGGUUAUGGCGUGGGCUUCACUGGAUUCCUCCACUAUGAAAAGGUCUCUCAGACUUGUUAUCACAGAGUGCACGUUUGGCUUGGCUGGAUUCAUUGGAAGCCUAAUUUCCGGCCAUAUAUUUAUUUACCAAGUUGAUAAUCACCCAGGGAUUAUUUUGGUGUGCUGCAGCCUUGCAAGUUAUGCGUUUUGUCACUUGUAUAUCCUUUUUAUUUUGAAGACUCCUCAUUGUGAGGAGAUUAUCUCUGAAAUAGCUGAAGACCAAGCUGAAGACCAAGCUGAAGACCAAGCAGUUCCUCAAGAAGUUCCUACAGAACGAAGCAGACUAAUUAAUUCUUCCAAAAAGAUUGCAACACACAAGCAAACAUAUAUAUUUUCCUCUAAAGUAACAAUUUGUCUCCUGUUUUUGAGUGCUACCUUAUAUAAUUCUGCAGUCAAUGGUGCUGAAGAUGUGAUCAAUUUUUUUGUGCUAAAGAAACCACUGAGCUGGGGCCCAGUAGAAGUUGGCUAUGGAAAUGCUGCGGCCUACAUGAUAUUUGUUACCAGUUUUCUUGGUGUUUUUGUUUUCUCCAGAUGUUUACAAGAUUUGAGCUUGAUCAUUUUUGGAAUGUUUUCGUUUUUUGCUGGAAUUCUUAUAAUGGCUUUUGUACGCUGGACCUAUCUAUAUUACAUCGCCAGACUUGUCAUGAUGUUUUCUCUGAUCCCCAUGCCAACAAUCAGGGCUAUAUUAUCCAAACUCACAAAGGAGUCAUCUUAUGGAAAAGUAUUUGCAGUACUUCAGAUCAUCAUGGGAGUUGUGGCUGUGGCAACAUCAACAGCAUAUAUUGCAAUAUAUCAAGUUACUCUAGACUGGUUUAGUGGCUUCAGUUUCAUUGUGAUCUCUAUCGUUGCCUUUAUAAGUUUUAUUCCAAUCAGCUUUAUAGCCUGGCAAACGUAUGCAAGAAAGGAAGCACAUGCAACACAGGGAUAAUGGACCAGACCCACAGAAGGAUAACUUUACGGAAUAUGCCGUAAAGUAUUUUACUGACUGCUGUGUUCUAACAAUUAACAGUGAAUAGAAUCGUUUCAUGUUUUUGGUUGUUGAAUUAGAAUGACGGUGCAUCUGCCCAGGUUUGAUUAGCCAAGGGUUUGUGUAGCCGCGAGUGAUUUCAAAUGACAUUUUUUAUCUUCAGAAAUGACAUUUUGUGCAGAGACAGUUCUAAGCACGGGUAACAAAUGCUACUUU